AUGGAUCUCGAGACCAGGGUGCAUGCCGAGGCCCUUUUGCUCAAGGCUGCCCGCACGUACGGCGUCCAGGUUCGCAGGGAUGAGGUGCAACAGCAUCUCAGGCACGACCACUACGGCGCCGCAUUGGCUGAGUGGGCGAGUUUGCAUCUCACGACGGACAAUCUGCUGACCCCUGAUGAGCUGGCAAUAUACUCGGUGCUGGACAGAAACGGCCAGGUCGACAUCCUGGCCAACCUCCAUGACCUCUCCGAGGUGCAGAGCGUCACCGAAGACGACAUCAAGGUGGCCAUUGAGGAGCUCAGGAGAUCCACCGAGAGCAUCACCAAGCAGAGCGAGACCCUCCGCCACCAGCAAGAUGCCCUAUCGCGUCUUGUCAGGAGGCGUGCUGAAAACGAUGCCCGAAGGCGGGACCUUGACCUGGAUAGGCAAAGCAAAUCCGAGUCGGAACGGCAGCGGGUUGCCGCAGAGGUAACAUGGCCAGACGCUAUGCGAGGGGGCUGUAUCGUACCUAGGGUAGAGGCAGCUUCGCAGAGUCUUGCUUUCCGCAUCUCAGACCUCGAGGAGCAAGGGACCCAGGCCGGAUCCAACCUCAAUGGCACCUUGGGCGAGAUAUUCCGCGGCGACGAUAAGAUCCUGGCCAACCUGCAGAAGCUGGGCUGGGAGCUGGAGCAGCCAGAUCCAGAUGAGACGUCCAAGCUUGACAAGCUGCGAGAAAUCUGCUCGCGUCUGGUCAAGAUUACGGUUGAGACAGUCCGAGCCAAGCUGGAUACCACCUACAUGGAGACGCUUGUGGAAGCCGAGCGCUCGGGGCGUGUCAAGCCUUCGACGGACGACGAGGUCAAGGCGCUCGAAACCGAGGUCGAGUCGUUGCACUCGGAAAUACUUUCCGUUGCUCAGAUAUCUGUGGAACAGCAGCACCUUGAGCCGGCCCUCCAGACGGUUUCCACAGAAGGGGGCCAAAGUGCGAUGCGCACAUCCAAUGCCUUGGCCUAUAUUGAUAAAUGUCUUGACUACCUCCUGGGCCGCCUUGAUCGGAUUCAAGGACGCAUAGAGACCCAUCUGUCGCACCAAGCCGCCGCCGCCGCACUCAUCACUACCGCCAAGACGGAGAUGGCUGUUGAGAUAUUGCCGCCUGUGAAGCAGCCGUCGUCAUCCGCGCCAGUAUCAAUCUUCCCGACCUCUCCAAGCAAGUCCGGGACCCCUGCUCGGAAGCGUUCCAACACCGUUGGCUCUCACCAUCGUCGCAGGUCGUCCGGCGUCGUCGACGAGCCCCCGCUCGAUACUCUCAUGUACACCCUGUCGGUCCCGUCAUCCGUUUCCGAAGAGACGAACGUUAGGGCGCAGAUGGUGGCCUUGUCCAAGAUUCUCGAAGAGAGAUGGAACAAGUACGACGAGAUUGCUCGGAACGCGCAGGAGACGUUUGAGAUGGGAGCGUUGGCACAGCUGAACGAUACGCGGCUCGCCAUUCAACUGGUGCGGGACAGCGUGUUGGCAGAGAGUCCGUUCAAUGAGCCGAGGCUGGUCGACCCCGAGAUCUCGGGCUCCAUCACUGUUUUGGCGGCAGAGGUGGAGGGCGCAAAGGAUAGGUUGGCGGUUGUUGAGGGCCAAAGAAGGGACCGCAAGAGCGAGAAGAGGGACGAGUUUAUUGAACGAUGGGGGUAG
This is a messenger RNA of Trichoderma virens Gv29-8, 1662 nucleotides long. RefSeq lists its product as uncharacterized. Lineage: Eukaryota; Fungi; Ascomycota; Sordariomycetes; Hypocreales; Hypocreaceae. The coding region runs from base 1 to 1662 and encodes 553 amino acids. The record is from RefSeq and is a predicted model, not a curated record. The transcript is spliced from 5 exons.